This is a messenger RNA of Gossypium raimondii (Peruvian cotton), 1008 nucleotides long. RefSeq names its product protein DMP3. The transcript has a single exon. The coding region runs from base 194 to 862 and encodes 222 amino acids. Gene Ontology annotation, biological process: endomembrane system organization. Lineage: Eukaryota; Viridiplantae; Streptophyta; Magnoliopsida; Malvales; Malvaceae. The record is from RefSeq and is a predicted model, not a curated record.
AACAGGAAAUUCCGUGGAAACAACCAAUAUUUCUGAGCAAAAAAACAUUCAAGCAACAACCCCAAGGCUUUCUUCAACUUUUAAGCAACAACAACCUUUAGCUUAACAAAUACUUUGCGCAGUAUCCCGUCGUCACAACCGCCGCCGCGACCAUUUUACAUCGAAAAUCUAGUGAAUUUAUUGAUUUCCGGCGAUGUCGGAAGCGUCUCUGAGGCGGAGAGCUGUGAUUUCCAAGCAAACAUCUCAAUCAGAACCACCAACAAUAAGCAGCACCACCGAGAGUGAAAGACCAAAACCCCAACCAAGGCCGCCGACUUUAUCUCAGCGGGCGAUCUCACAGACCUUAGCAAGCACCGCAAACUUAGCCAACCUUCUUCCUACAGGUACCCUCCUAGCUUUCCAACUCUUAGUGCCAACUUUCACCAACAACGGUUCGUGUGAUGCCGCCACCCGCUCCAUGACGCUCCUCCUCCUCCUCCUCCUCGCUCUUUCAUGUUUCCUCGCUUCCUUCACCGACAGCGUCAAGUCAUCCGACGGUCAAGUAUAUUACGGUUUCGCCACAUUCAAAGGGAUGUUCCUGUUUGACUAUCCCGAUUCUAAAGAGUCUGACUUACCGGAUUUGAGCAAGUAUAGGAUCAAGUUUAUGGAUGGAGUUCACGCUGUUUUGUCUGUGCUUGUGUUUGGUGUUGUGGCUUUGAGAGACAAGAAUGUGUUGAACUGUUUCUAUCCGACACCUAAACAUGAAACUGAGGAGGUUUUGAACAUUGCACCGGUUGGAGUUGGGCUCGUUUGCAGCUUAUUAUUUGUGGUUUUUCCGACAAGAAGGCAUGGAAUUGGCUACCCGGUCACGGCUGGCAAAUAGUUGCUCUUCUCUUCAAUCUUCCCUUCUUCUGUCUCCAUGUUUAUUUAUUUAUUUAUUUUCUUAAUCAAUUACAGUCUGUGACACUGAAAUUUGAGCAUUGAAUAUUAUUUGGUGAAUGGAAUAAUGUUGACCUUCUUGUUGUUUAA